AUGCAGAGCCCAAUGGUGCUACUACUGCGGGAAGAAGUGGAAAACAUGCGACUCAUGAGUGAUGUCAACAUGGGUACAGCUAUGUCAAUGGGACUAGAGACAGAAAAUGACUUGUCUAAGUACGAGAAAAAAAGAUCUUCCAAAUCCCUCCCUACCGCCAUCCAGCAACUUGGUGACUCACUUGAGAAUGCCAUCAACUUGAUUGACUCCCCUAAAUCCGAGAUUUGGCGCGAGUGUGUCUCCUGUCGGGACGAUCAACUCCAAAGUGAAAUGCUCAAAACGAAGUGCUCACACUUCUAUUGCAAGGUUUGCUUGGUCCGUCUGUUCACGGAUUCUUUGCGUGAUGAAUCCUUGUUUCCUCCACAAUGCUGCCACAGAUCAAUUACGGCCUCAGAGAAGAUGAUCGGAUCCACAUUGGUUCAAAAGCACAAGGAGAAAGCGAUCGAGCUCGGAGAUCCCGAUAGGACAUAUUGCAGUGAUUCGAAGUGCGCUCAAUAUCUCCCAAGAAACGCCACACGAAAUGGGGUUUGCAAAUGCACGAGCUGUGGAGCACGCACAUGCAGGAAGUGUAAAAAGCGCGCCCACGAGGGAAAAUGUGUAUAUAAGCUUGAUGCGCUUCUGGAGGAUUUGGCGAAGUGCAAUAAAUGGCAACGUUGCUCUAAUUGCAGUCGUCUGAUUGAGCUCAGCACAGGCUGUAAUCACAUCACCGAUGAAGACUUACUUGAUGAAAGCUCGAAUGAUGAUGCCGGUGAAACCAACGAAGAAACCGAAACUCGACACGAGUGUGUAUCUUGUACGCAAGAAUAUCCACUGUCCGAUAUUAUUCAAACUAAAUGUUCUCACAUUUAUUGUCGAGAAUGUAUUGUGCAACUUUUUGAAAAUGCCCUUGCGAAAGAAGCCUCGUUCCCUCCUCGAUGUUGCCGCACGCCGAUUUGCGCCUCUACCGCCGUUGAGGAUAUGUUAGGCAUUGAGGCGAUGAAGAGAUACAAGGAACGGAAGAUCGAAGUCAGCGACUCUGAUAGAACUUACUGUUCAAAUCAAAACUGCUCUCGCUAUAUCCUGCCACAAAACAUCCGUCGUGGGGUGGGAAUCUGUCUGGUUUGCACUUCUCGAACUUGCACCGUUUGCAAAAAGCAGGGACACCGAGGUAAUUGCAACUUUGUAAAGGAAAAUAACUAUAGUGAGGAUCACUGCGAUGAUUUGUUGGAAAAACUAGCAAAGAAGAAGAAGUGGCAACGAUGCUCAAAUUGCUCUAGAAUCAUAGAGCGUGUGUCUGGCUGCUCGCACAUACGGUAG
Molecule: messenger RNA, 1296 nt
Organism: Penicillium vulpinum
Lineage: Eukaryota; Fungi; Ascomycota; Eurotiomycetes; Eurotiales; Aspergillaceae
Exons: 3
Coding region: 1-1296 (431 amino acids)
Biological process (GO): positive regulation of proteasomal ubiquitin-dependent protein catabolic process; ubiquitin-dependent protein catabolic process; protein polyubiquitination
Cellular component (GO): cytoplasm; ubiquitin ligase complex
Molecular function (GO): zinc ion binding; ubiquitin protein ligase activity; ubiquitin conjugating enzyme binding
Source: RefSeq, a predicted model, not a curated record